This is a messenger RNA of Propithecus coquereli (Coquerel's sifaka), 927 nucleotides long. RefSeq lists its product as uncharacterized. Lineage: Eukaryota; Metazoa; Chordata; Mammalia; Primates; Indriidae. Gene Ontology annotation, biological process: regulation of toll-like receptor signaling pathway. The transcript has a single exon. The record is from RefSeq and is a predicted model, not a curated record. Bases 1 to 927 code for a protein of 308 amino acids.
AUGCUUGGAGAAGCCUUCCUAAUUGAUCUCCUAUACAAAGAACAGAAAUAUACAAAACUUUGCAAACCAUUCACAUGUAAGAAGACCUCAAAUGAUGAAAAGGAAACUUGGAAAAAGAAGCUUUUAGAUAUAGAAGAAAAUUCACUUUUCCCCGCUAAGAUGGAAAAUCAAGAAAAAGAUAUGAAAGAAAAUUUAACAGAACAAAGUAAUAAUACAAAUCAAAUAAAAUCUGUGGAUGAGAUAACUGUAGCAAAAUGCAAAGGUAUACCUCUUCCAGGAAAUGUGUCCAUUGCAUUGCCCAUUCCAAAGAGAGAACAACAAGAUGAAAGACAACUGGAUUUAUAUCGAUCCUGGUCAUGCACAAGUAUUUGCCAUAAUUAUCCUGACCUACAGAUCGGAGGCGACCACGUGGGAAACAUGUAUGAUUCCGGCUGCUUUGUGGAACACACACACGAUGAUGUAUCUAAUGGUCCUCUUUUACUUUCAGUGGAUAUGUUAUUGAGUCAUUCUCCUACCAUUGAGCCUCUAGAGAAACUACCUGCCUCAAAGUUAUUGAGUGCAGAUGAAAUCCAAGAAAAAAGUAUGUUGUUUCAAAAACAGCCCCUCUCUAAUUCCAUGCUUAAUAGUUACAUGGAAAAAAAGGUGGAUGAACUCUACAAACAACUUUUGGAAGAAAAUCUCACCAAGUGUCUCUCCAUAACCAAUCUUAUGGCUUCCAAUUUGCUAAUGAACAAUGUAAAUCAGAUUAGCCUUCAAAUCUCUCAAGAGCAGAACAUAGAGGUGUCGAAAGCUCGAGAAGCUCUCCUGAAUUCUUUAGCACGAUGUAAUAUCCAUAAUGUUUCCCAUGGAAACAGUUCUGAAUUCAGCACUCCUAACUUACAAAUAUCAAACCAGACAAAUAGGGAACUUGUAUCACGUGUACAGUAG